Messenger RNA from Uloborus diversus, 4162 nucleotides. RefSeq lists its product as uncharacterized. The record is from RefSeq and is a predicted model, not a curated record. Lineage: Eukaryota; Metazoa; Arthropoda; Arachnida; Araneae; Uloboridae. The transcript has 3 exons. Bases 119 to 574 code for a protein of 151 amino acids. Gene Ontology annotation, biological process: sleep; regulation of synaptic transmission, cholinergic; positive regulation of voltage-gated potassium channel activity.
ACACAUGACGCAACUUAAAAAGGAUCGUCCACAUGAGCGUUUUCUACCCAAACCAUCGCUAUGGUAACAUGUACGCAAGCAUUUUCUUUGUGAAUAUUCUAGUCAUACUGUAGUCAGCAUGAGGAUUAUAGUGCUAAUAGUGCUCUGUACGCUGUACUUGCUGUACCUGCUUGACACAGUUGGAGCCAUCAAAUGUUGGGUGUGCCGAUCCGAUGCAGAUCCGCGGUGCGUAGAUCCUUUCGAUAACACUACUAUUCCCAUCUUCGACUGUGAUACGGCUAAAUUGGAGCAGUUUCCAGGCUUGAAGGCCAGCAUGUGCCGGAAAAUCAGACAGAAAGUGCACGGAGAUUGGCGAUUCAUCCGCACCUGUGCUUUCCUUGGCAGCCCAGGAGAAGGAACUGGCAAUGAAAACUAUUGCACAAUGCGAACUGGUACCUACAAUGUGUUUAUGGAAACGUGCACUUGCAACAGUAAAGAUGGCUGCAACGAUGCAAUGACUAUUCGCUUGUCUUACGCAGCCAUUUUACUCUGCAGCCUGUUAUUGCUCAAGAUAACGAUUUUCCAAUUUGGUUGAGAUGAACUGAAGAAUUAUAGACUAUAGUUUCAGAAAGGGAACAUUAUCAUUCUAACCAAAGAUCUUAGCAAGUGACUCCGACAGUUUCAAUUUCAUUUUUAGAAUAAAGUGGCGAAACCAACUUUAUUCUUGACAUCAUAAAAUAAGUUAAUGUUCUUAUUAAGAGCCCUUAUUUUAGGGUUGCUUUUUUGAAUAGUACGUUAGAGUUAUUUUUUAUUUUUGGAUUAUAUUGUUUUCAUUGCAAACAAAAUUUACAGCCAAGAUUUUGAGGACGAUUCUCGUACCAGUCGAACUUCUUUUGAUGUCGAUUUCGACCAGUUGCGUGGACGAAUUAGCAUCUGAUUCACCAACCAGAUGUCAUGUUUGUCACGUGAGCGGUUUAAAAACGAUGGCGAAGUUAAAUUUGAGACGUAUGAGAAUCAAACCACUUAUUUUAUAAAAAAGACUGGCAAAUUUUAAAGUUUCGUCAUUUGGUUUGAAAUGAAAACAAAUGCCGAUUUUUAUUCUUGUUUUUUUCUCUAUUUUUUUCUUCAUUAUUAAUGCUUAUUUUUAAGUGCUAUUUUGGUUUGGUUUUAGAAUUUAGAGGAAGGAGAGAGUUCGUUACAUUGGUGGAGCUUAAAGCCAUUUCUUAACAUCCCCAUGCUCGAUACUAAAUUAUCCAGUGUGAAGCAUCACGAGCAUGUUGUCAUAUUCCUACGAUGUUUUUUGCAGGAUGGCUUCCUUUGUACGGAAUUAAAUAGUUUCAUAUUCAAUAGUGAAGCACUAUUUAUACGUUUUUGAAGGGACUGUUUGAAAAAAGUGUAUAAAUAAAAGACGUAUAUUAGAUGUAUGUUAAUGUGUAUUAGACUCUGCAGGGAGAAUUUAAAAAACGUGUAAUUAACAAAAACGUAUAAACGAUGCUCCACGGUAUUCUAUAUGAUAUGUUAAAUGAUUCAAAUUUUAUAUUAAAGCGCAUAAAUAACAGGACGUUGUUUUUUGCACAGGAUCUUUACUUAUCUUCGCGCUAUGCUUUGUUCCUGGUGAAAUCAAUCAAAAUCUGCUAUGCACAACGAAGGGCUUCUCUUCUUUCUCCACGUCUUAGAAUUGUUGUUUUACUUUAGGAUCAGUGUUAUUUGGGGUUCAAGUUUAAAUUAGGAAAAAUAUUUAUUUCUUGCAAAGAACUCUGACAAUUUUAAUCUCAUUCUUUCGUUAGUUGGUGUAGAUUAAAAACCCUAGAUAUUGUCACACAUUCUUCGUUUGGUGCUUUUGUAUGGAUGCUUACUUUUGGGCAGCUCAUUUUGUGACAAUAGAUUUUGAUAUUUUCGUGUCAUGUUUACGUUGUUUUGUAUGCAGCGACUUAAAAUGCUCUGUUGUAUUUUAAUUAGAGAAACAUGCUCAAGCCUCUCAUUCCAAGUGCCUUAAAACCUAUAAACGUUCUUGUGUAAGAUACACUUUUGUAAAAGUAUGCACAUCAAUAUUGAAAUGAAUCUCUUUUGGCAUUAACAGAUUUUUUUUUUCGUAUGAAUUUUUAUCAAUUAUUAUUUUAACUUGCUUAGCAGGUUAGGUUUACUUUACAAUUGAUUCAUUUAUCAUUAGCACAAACCAUUUUUGAAUCUGUUCUUUCAUAAUUCCAACGGAAGACUAUUUUAGCCUUAUUGAAAUUAAGGCUACAAAAAUGUUAUUUUUGAUUUUAAGACCUGUUAUAAUAUUUACCUACAUUAAUCUAGAAUCUAAAUUGUAUUUUUUUUUGAUAAAUUUUAACUUGUGAAGUGAACCGCAACAGUUACAAAGCUUGGUUCUAAAUUAUUUUUAAUAUAUUGGUCUCUUAAUGCUCAAAUGACUUCUGAAAAUUUUUAGAAGAGCAUUUUUGAAGUUUAGUUUUGUGUAAAAAUACAGAACUGUUAUUCAGCAGUUCUGAAAUUAUAGAAUUUUCUACCUUAAAAACUCACACAGAAAAAAACUAAACUUGGUGAUUAUUUAUUCUUGGUUAGUUAGUCAUCUUCCAAUUUUGCUUACCUCAAUUUUGCAAAUAAUACCACUGAAUCACAUUUGUGCAGUAAUCACCCAGUUGUAGUAUCAUUCAGAUAUAGCUUAAAUAAAUGGGUAUUUGUUAAAAUGUUUACAAUAAAAAAUAUUUGAACUUUGUUAUAAUAAAAUAGAUUAUUGAAAUUUAUUGACCUAAUUUAAGAACGUAUAUUACUGUUGAUGCCUUCUCAUUAGGUUGUUUUCAUUGAUGAAACUCUUACAAUAUCGUUUAUUGUUAAUACUUUAUUUAACUACGCAUUUUAUUAAAAUCUAAUGGAUUCUAUAUUCUUGUAUUUAUGCAUAUUUUAUUCAAUAUUCAAACAUUGAGCUAUUUUUUCCGUCCAAAUAGUGUGAUGCUAUACAUGUGAUUUUACAAAGAUCUGAUUUUAUAGCUGAACUUUAAUUGCUCUCUCUCAUUUAAAAUUUUCCUAAGUUUUUAACAUUAAUUUCUUAAGUUUAGGAAAAUGUAUUCUUUAAGAAUGAAUUGCCAUCAUUUGUGCAACGUUUAAUGAAAUAUUUAUUUUGUGAGACAAGUUUUUCUUAAUUGUGGAAAUUUUUUUGCAUUAAUUCUUCAUCACUGUAUUUGUAACUUUUCCUUUUUUUUAUGAAGAUACUUUCAUGAAGUACCAUAGGUGUAAUGUACAAAGUAUCUUGUACAAAAUUAAGAAAAGCGUCGAGAAUUUUAAAUUGCGAUAUUCACUUCUGUUAUUGUUGGUGAGUGCAAGUUUUAUUGAUAUCAGUAUGAACUACUAUUGCAACACUAUUUGAUAAUAUCUUUGUAUGCUUGUUAAAAUGCUAAAUUGUUCUUUUGAAUUAUACUGUUAUUUAUACCGUCGUAUGCUAAGAAUCAAACUUUUUUUUAUUUGUUUGGACUUUAUUAAGUUCUGAUUAGAAUAUGUAAAAUGAUGGAUGUAGGGGCAAUUUUUUUUACAACAUUUAAAUAAGCAAAGCAUUCCAUGCUCAAUUUUAAAUUUAGCACACAACAUAUCUCUAUUUCGUAUAUAUUUUUUAAUGGUUUUCUAAAUAAAUCAUAUGCAUGUGUCAUUUAAUUUAUUGUGCUUUAACGUGUCUCAUAAACUUAUCAACUUUUUUGAAAGCAGUGGCUAAAUAGAAAUCAUGUCAUCGCUAUUCAGUGAAAAAAUGGCAGACGAAACACAAAAAGCAACUAUGCAACUUUUAAAUUAUUAUUCAAUGUUAAGGUAUAAAAACAAUUUCACAGGAUAUUUAUUCAUUAUGCAUUAGAAUUUUUUACCUUAGUUCACACAUAUAUUUCUGCUGAAAAGGUCGUUUUCAUUCAGUAAUUAUGAGAAACACCUUCCCUGAAAAACAAUAUUUUAGAAAAAAAGACUACCCAACAAAUUUUGUUACAUAAUUAUAUUUGAAUACUUCUCAAUGUGAAACUAAGUUUUGGGCAGCGUAACAUUUUGAACAAUUUUUAUGGUUUUUAGUUGAUAUAUUCACUCUCAUUUGCAGCUUUAAAAUUCAAUAAUUGUGUACAUUUUUGAAGAAAAAUUGUUUACAUGGAAGUUUUUGUACUUGUAGUUACAUUUUUACACUAUGAUAAAUAAAAUCAUUUGAAUUUUA